GUCAUAAUUGAAGAUAAGGAUACAAGUUCGUUUUAUUGUAAGGCCAUGAAUUGAGAUUGCUUUGGGAACGAUGGGUGGAGAUGGAAAUGGUGGGAGAAUGCAAGUUGUGGUGGUGCCACUCCCCGCACAGGGACACCUCAAUCAGCUCCUUCAUUUCUCCAGAGUUGUCGCCCAACGAGGAGCAACCGUAUCGUUCGUGGCAACCUCCACCCAUAUUCACCAAGUCCGCAGCCGUGUUCAGGGAUGGGAUCUUCACAACUUCGAUAUUCGUUUCAAGGAAUUGCCAAUGCCCCAUCUCUCAGGUGAAGAUAUUGAUGCUCAGAGCUCUCAUAUGUUUCCACUUCAUUUGAUUCCUUUCUUUGAAGCUGUGGAGGAUCAGCUAGGGUCUCAUGUUGAUCAGCUGCUGAGCACUAUCUGCUCCGAGAACAAUAACAGAGUGGUUAUAGUCCACGACUCGGCUAUGGGAUGGAUCCAGACUGUGGCUACCAAAUACUCAAUCCCUGCCUAUCUCUUUAUCCCCGUUGGAGCUUAUUUUAACCUGUGGUUAAAACGGGUAAGUGAUGAGACAUGGGGUUUGUCCCCUGUUAACAUAUCAUUGAAGCGUUGCUUUCCCGAAAGAUCGAUUAAAAAUAUUAGGCGUCAAAGCUCUUUCUUUGAGCAUGCCAAGGGAUAUAUCAUAAACACAUUCACCGCACUGGAAUCAGAAUUCAUUCCCCGGGGAAGAGAGGAAUUAGUCUUCGGUGGGAAACCUGUGUGGAGUGUGGGUCCUCUUCUUCCGCAGGCCUUCUUCAAUGAUGAACGGCGGUUGCAAUUACAGGCGGACACGGAGUGCAUGAGAUGGUUAGAUAAACGGGCUCCAGCUUCUGUUCUGUACGUUUCAUUCGGCAGUAUGUCUUCUCUCUCGGCGACACAGAUCGGGGAACUGGCCGACGGAUUGGAACGCAGCGGUCAGCCUUUCUUGUGGGUGCUCAGGAUUGCGGACGGGGCCCAUUCCUCGAUGGAAGCACAGUUCGACUCGGCUUGCAAGUUUCUGCAACAUGGAUUCGAGAGGCGAUUAGAGGGACGUGGUUUUAUUGCGAGGAAUUGGGCGCCUCAGCUUGACAUCCUAUUUCACGAGUCGACGGGUGGGUUUUUAACGCACUGCGGGUGGAAUUCGACAGUGGAGAGUAUCAGCGCCGGUGUGGGCAUGCUGACCUGGCCUCUACAUUGCGAUCAGUUUGCCAAUUCGGCUCUAAUCACUCGGGAAUUGAAAGCGGGCGUGGAAGUGAAAGAAUGGAAAAAUGCAGAGGAAAACGAGUUGGUGAGUUCAGAGGAGGUUGAGAAAGCAGUGAAACGAUUGAUGAGAAGCGAGGAGGGAAUGCAAGUGAGAAAGAGGGCGCAGGAAUUGAGAAGCGAAGCUCGAAAGGCCGUAGGCGAUGGAGGGUCUUCGUGGAAGGAUAUGGAUUCUCUUCUCCAUCACUUUUCUGAAUCUUUGUGAGGGUUUAAUAAUUGGGAAGUAAGGAAAAGGGGUUAAUAAUUGGGUAAGCUCUAUUGGUAUAUUAAUUUCAACAUUUUGUAUGAGGAGUCGUAUGAGGAGAAUUGUUAGUUCAGUCUUCCAUGAAGUUAAAAAUAGAAGAUGGUAAUUUCUCCCACUUGUAUGGGAAGAACUCUAGUUUAUAGGAGCUAAAAAUAAGAGCUCUAUAAAUAGAAGUUGACAAUUAUAGUUUUCUAUGAAGUUACAUGAAACCAUUUUUUUUUUUAAGCAGUUUUUUAAAUUUGUCCAAGAUUUAUAUAUAAUGAGGCUAUUGUAAUGCAUUUAGUAUCUCCGUUGAUCCUU
Messenger RNA from Cryptomeria japonica (Japanese cedar), 1816 nucleotides. Its product is annotated as zeatin O-glucosyltransferase. The record is from RefSeq and is a predicted model, not a curated record. Lineage: Eukaryota; Viridiplantae; Streptophyta; Pinopsida; Cupressales; Cupressaceae. The transcript has a single exon. Bases 71 to 1477 code for a protein of 468 amino acids. Gene Ontology annotation, molecular function: UDP-glycosyltransferase activity.